AUGGACACUCGGAGGACAAACGCGCCAGAGGUGCGCGAGUCGAUCGAAGCCAAGACCGCCAGUGUCGAUGUCGAGAUGAAGGAUACACCGGGCGAUGAUAUCGAUGCCGAGGGCGAUGCCGACGUCGAUAUGGAUGCCGAAGGCGAAGAGGACGCUGAAGGCGAAUUGGACGAUGAAGGCCGUCCAGACAUGUAUCGCCUGAUUCACAACCUCUCAACCUACUUGUGUAGUAUUGAGGACGAUGGCGAGCAGCUUGCUGCUGGCUUCCAGCGAAUACCUAACCGACGGACCUUACCCGAUUAUUUCGAGAUCAUCGCCGAGCCAAUUGCUUUCAGUACCAUUCGGCGACAGGGCAAAACUCAAAAGAAACAGUACGGUUCGUUUACAGACUUCGUCAAGGAUGUUGCCCAAAUCUGCCACAACGCUCAGGUCUAUAACCGCCCCUCUGCUCCAAUAUUCGGCGCCGCUGUGAAAUUGAGAGAACUACUCGCUGAAGAACUCAACAAAUUGGUGGGAAAGGGCCACAUCACAGCCAAUGACGCACAACUGCCGGAUUUGGGCGAUCUUCCUCCUGCUGAAGAGUCGCCACCAGUAGAGGAUGACAAUGAGGAUGAAGAUGACGACGAUGAAGACGAUGAUGAUGAUGAAGACGAUGAAGACGAUGAUCAAGACGAGGAAGACGAGGAAGACGGGCGCCGCCGUGGACGGAAGCGACGCGCAUCAGCGCGAAAUGAUCAAGACAAAGAUUAUGAAGACGAUUCGCAUAAACGAAGAGGGCGACCUCCGAGUGUGCUUACCCCGAACGAGGCACGCAUCUCUUCACUUCUUAAGGGCUUAAGAAAGCCAAGAGACAAUGAGGGAAAUCUUCUCAUUCAUCCUUUCGAGAGGCUGCCGGACAAGGCGGCCGUCCCUGACUAUUACACCACAAUACUCAAUCCCAUCGCUCUCGACAACAUCAAGAAGAAGGUGAAGAGAAAGAAGUAUCAAAGUAUUGACCACGUACUUCAGGAUCUUAACCUCAUGUUUGAGAAUGCCAAGCGGUAUAAUGAGGAUGACAGUGAGGUACACAAGGCGGCUAUCGAGCUCGAGAAACAGGCGAGCCUCUUGUCAGAGCAAGAGAAGGCCAAGCCUGAUGAUGAUUUCCGAGAUGAAGACGGCAAACUGCCUUUGGCAGAAAUUGAAUACAAUGGACAAACCUGGAAAACAGGUGAUUGGGUUCACAUCAGAAAUCCCAACGAUCUGGCCAAACCUACAGUGGCGCAAAUCUAUCGAACUUGGCAAGAUCGCGCCGGUCACAAAUGGAUCAAUGCUUGCUGGUAUUACCGCCCAGAACAAACUGUACAUCGAUAUGAGAAGCAUUUCUUCGAACAUGAAGUCGUCAAGACUGGGCAGUAUCGGGAUCAUCAGAUCGAAGAUGUCCUAGAUCGGUGCUUUGUGAUGUUUGUGACCCGCUUCAACAAAGGCCGUCCACGUGGGUUCCCUGCCGACAAGGAGGUAUAUGUGUGCGAAUCACGCUAUAACGAGGAAAGGUUCACGUUUAACAAGAUCAAGACGUGGGCAAGCUGUGUUCCCGACGAGGUACGCGACAAGGACUACGAAAUGGAUCUCUUUGAUGCGCCUCGGCGCAUGAAAAAGAUCCCAAGCCCUAUUAAGCAUUUGUUGCGUGAGGACGCGAAGGAGACAGAUGAGCUGCCCAAGCCAACAUGGGGAAGCCCAAACGCCCCGCCAAUUGUCGGGGCUGUACAUCGCCGUCCACGGGAAUCGAAUGAUUCGCCCCCUCCAGGGCCCAGCCCUCCGCAGACCAUGUCGGCUAUUUCGCUCUCUGAUGCUGGUCCUGACACCGGUCGACGUGCGUCGAUGCUGCCUGUGCCUGGAGGUCUGCCUGGGGAUCAUGCUGCCCGACACCCUUCGAUUUCUUAUCCAGGAGGUCCGUCGCCGUCGCCUGUGCCAUACACUGCGCACAUGACGCCCCAUUUCCAACCAGUUACCCCGGGAGCCCAACCUCCACAGAUUCAUCAAACCCCCGUUCCUAUCCCACACCCACCUCACCUAAACCAUCAAAACCAGGUGUCUGUUCGACCUGUUCAGUACCAACCCCAACCCCAACCCCCGCAAGCAAGCUAUGCGCCAGGUUUCACCCCAAACUAUGGGCAGUCAGUAGCCCCUAUGCAUCAACAGACGCCAAUGGCAAAUCAUAUGACCCAAGCCUACAGCCAGGCGCAGCCUGUUUCUGUUGCUCGGAGUCCUAUGGCUCCUGCUCCUGGGGUACCUAUGCAAGGCGGUAAUGUGUACAAUCCCCCAAGGCCACCGGAAGUGUACGCGCUUCCGGACAGCAUCAACGACGGUCUACCAGAUGAGCUACGGCAAGCAUUCCAGCAUGAUAGUGCUGGUCGGGUCCUGUUCUUCACCGCUCCUCCACUAGAGAGAAAUCACAAGGGUAUCUCCCACGAGUGUGCUGGCUUGGGACAUAGCGUCAAAUAUCUAGCCGGGCGGAAAGAAUGGCUAGCUGCAAGGGAGAAGAAGAGAAAGGAGCGCAAUGAGAAGACCGGGAAUAGCUCUCGGAAGAGACUCGAGAAGGACGCCGCCGAUACAUGUGAACACAAGGGGGAGAUCGUCGCCCAAGCUAGUGAUGCCAUGGCCAAGUGGCUCGAGCAGUAUGAUGAUGAUACCCAACGGUGGAAAUCUCAGACAGGUCUGGAGGGUUGGCACGAGGUGAAUCAGACUGACAAGAAAACGGGUACUGCUUGA
Messenger RNA from Fusarium sp. VM40, 2748 nucleotides. The record is from the annotation of a GenBank genome assembly. NCBI's taxonomy places the organism in Eukaryota, Fungi, Ascomycota, Sordariomycetes, Hypocreales, Nectriaceae.